GUGAGCAUGAGCUGCCAGCUGAACGAGGUGCAGUCCUUCUGUCACAGAGUGGCCUGGGUCAGGGUGCAUCCCGUGAGUGGAAUAACAGACGUUCUGCAGGACAAGCUUCAUCAGAAUAAAGAGCAGCCGGAAUCCUCGGUGUGUCGCUUUUCCAUCCACGGCGCGACGGUGCAAGACUCGGGCAUGUAUUACUGCAUCGCUACAGACCGUGAGCAUAUGUACCUUGGGAACGGCACGGCUGUUACUGUGCAAGCUGAUAACGCCGUGAUGCCGUCUAUUGAUAUCAUGGCUUUUGCCAGCAGCAAGAACCACGGCUCCACAGUCACUCUCCAGUGUGCGGUCGGAGGAUUUGCUUCAUCACAGGUCCAUGUGCACUGGCUCAUAGGGAGCAGGAAGGACAAUGGACGCGCUUUCUCUGUUUGGGAAGAAGGUGAAGAGGUCUCUGUGAAAACUCAUAAUUACGCGGCAGUAUCGGCUGAGGAGUGGAGGACAGGAGGAGCUUGCACCUGCGUUGUGAAGUUCAGCGGAUGGAUGUUCAACAAAACUCUGCAUUAUCAUGAUAUCCAGGACACUUGCUAUCCUCUUGUCAGUGUAAGCAGAAUCUUUGCACUUGUGACUGCUCUGCUCUUUUUAACUACCUCAGCAAUUUUAGCAGGACGCUUGUGAACCAGAAAUGGUGUAUUUGAUCCGAAACCAUCAAAACAAAUGUUGAUUUGCUACAAAUAAUGCUUUCACACCCCAAUAACUCAUAACACAUGUACGAUUUAGCAAAAUGAGUUUGAACAAAGUCGGACAAAUUAGGCACCUUGUAAAAAUUUGUAUGAAUUACCAUGAGAUCGGGCUGGUUACCAAGAAGUUACAUUUACCCUCGUCUUUAAAUUUUUUUUCCUUCUGUAAUAGUGGCGUAUGAGUCCCUCAGUUGUCCUCGUUGUGAAAAGAUGAAUCUCAAAAUCAUAUCGUUGUACGGUCGUUGUCAAAUACACGAAAUUCCUGUAGGACCUGAAUGAUUUUUCUGUAGAAUAGCUGGCCGUUUAACUGUUUACUACAAACAAGGGAGACGUGAACAGCUAUCACUAAAAAAACACAGGUGUGGAUGAUGAUAGCGGCACAGUAUUAAGAAUCAAGCGUAUGUAAAGUUUUGAACAGGGCGCUUUUUAUAAAUGUAACUGUUAUUUUCUCACGUGGACUAUAUGUAAACAUCUUUUAUGUGAAAUAUCUAAUUCAGGUCAGUACCAAAUGAACAAUAACAUGAUCCCUGAUAUUUUGGUUAAUAAUUAAACUAGUAAUUUAAUAGUAAACUAUGUAGACUUCAACUGUAGCUGUAUAAAAUAUGAAAAAAAUUUAAAACUAGUAAAUGUGUCUUUUUCAAUAUA
This is a messenger RNA of Puntigrus tetrazona (Sumatra barb), 1373 nucleotides long. RefSeq lists its product as uncharacterized. Bases 7 to 666 code for a protein of 219 amino acids. The transcript is spliced from 3 exons. NCBI's taxonomy places the organism in Eukaryota, Metazoa, Chordata, Actinopteri, Cypriniformes, Cyprinidae. The record is from RefSeq and is a predicted model, not a curated record.